AGAAAACACACCGCGACGACGGAGAAACAUGCGAUUUGACAGAGAUUUACUCUUUACACUUGUGCCUUCUUCGCCACCAACACCUUCAGGGAGUUCACAUGUUCCUGCGUGUCGACGACGAGGCGAUGUUUAGUAGACGCAGACUCACACCGGCGGAGUUUGGGUUGGUUGGACGUGUGUUGUGUUUUCUAGCUUUUGUUGUUGUGUGCAUGAGGAGAUUUUGAAGCAGGAGAGAAACAGCCACCAGUCUGCAGUCAUCCUCUUCCUCCUGCUGCUGUGUGUGUUUCGGGGUAAAGUAAAAAAAAGGGGUGCCAGGAUGCAGGUGAAGAAGCAGCGGGACUCGGAGCAGAGUGGUGGAGACAUGCUGGAGGGAGACGUCCUCCUGCGGAAAAACUCCUCGUGCUUCUCCAAUAUCAAGAUAUUCCUGAUCUCGGAGUGCGCCCUCAUGCUGGCUCAGGGCACCGUGGGAGCAUACCUGGUGAGCGUGCUGACCACCCUGGAGCGGCGGUUCAACCUGCAAAGUGCUGACGUGGGAGUGAUCGCCAGCAGCUUCGAGAUAGGCAACCUGGCUCUGAUUCUGUUUGUCAGCUACUUUGGGGCUAAAGCACAUCGGCCCCGUCUGAUCGGCUGCGGGGGCAUUGUCAUGGCGCUCGGCGCCCUCCUCUCUGCUCUACCUGAGUUUCUAACUAAUCCGUACGAGAUAAGGGUUAUGUCGAGGACUGUUGAGGGUCGGGACAUUUGCUCCAACACCAGCAGCGCGGACGUUCAGAAGGGUGAGGACGUCCUGUGCGAUAACAGGGCCAACACCAACAUGAUGUACCUGCUGCUGAUCGGAGCCCAGGUCCUGCUGGGGAUCGGAGCCACGCCGGUGCAGCCCCUGGGGGUGUCCUACAUCGACGAUCAUGUGAAGAAGAAAGACUCGUCACUCUAUAUAGGAAUCCUCUUCUCUACUCUGGUGUUCGGGCCCGCCUGUGGCUUCAUCCUCGGCUCCGUCUGCACUAAGUUCUACGUGGAUGCUAUCUUCAUCGACACCGAGAAGCUGGGCAUCACACCAGACGACCCGCGGUGGAUCGGGGCCUGGUGGGCAGGCUUCCUCCUGUGCGGUGCUUUACUCUUCUGCUCAGCUCUCUUCAUGUUUGGUUUCCCUCAGUCGCUGCCGACCAAGGAGAAAGAGGAGGGGGCAGACAGCGAGCAGGUUAUGCUUCCUCCCUCUCUGAGUGCAGACUAUGACACUCCAAAGCCCAGCAACGGGGUUGUACGCAACCACGAGCCUGCCAACAGCCCCACCUGCUGUCAGCAACUCAGGGUGAUCCCGAAGGUGACCAAGCACCUCCUGUCCAACCCAGUGUUCACCUGCAUCGUCCUGGCGGCCUGUAUGGAGAUCGCCGUCGUGGCUGGCUUCGCAGCCUUUCUGGGGAAAUACCUCGAGCAGCAGUUCAACCUCACCACCACCUCAGCCAACCAGCUGUUAGGUAUGACAGCCAUUCCUUGUGCGUGUCUGGGGAUCUUCAUGGGCGGUCUGCUGGUGAAGAAGCUGAACCUGUCGGCGCUGGGAGCCAUCCGCAUGGCCAUGCUGGUCAACCUGAUCUCCACCGCCUGCUACGUCUCAUUCCUGUUCCUGGGCUGCGACACCGGCCCCGUCGCGGGAGUGACGGUCUCAUACGGCAACGAGACUCUGCGGCCGGGCGAGAAACCAGCAGCUCAGUGCAUCAGUCAGUGCAACUGCUUCACCUCCACCAUCAGCCCCGUGUGCGGCUCCAAUGGUGUCACCUACCUGUCCGCCUGCUUGGCCGGCUGCACCCGGAAAGGAGGCCCUCAGACCUCGUCAAACAUCUCUCAGAAUCUGACGGGAUGCGGUUGUGUGUCUUCUGUGAGUGAACACGCCACAGCAACUCCGGGGAAAUGUCCGACGCCGGGCUGCCAGGAGGCUUUCCUCAUCUUCCUGUGUGUGAUCUGUGCCUGCAGCCUGGUCGGAGCCAUGGCCCAGACGCCCUCUGUUAUCAUCCUGAUCAGGACUGUGAGCCCUGAGCUGAAAUCGUACGCACUUGGAGUGUUGUUUCUUUUGCUGCGACUCCUCGGCUUCAUCCCCCCUCCUCUGAUCUUUGGUGCUGGGAUCGACUCUACCUGCCUGUUCUGGAGCUCCGACUGCGGCGAUAGAGGCGCCUGCCUGCUGUACGACAACGUGGCUUACAGGCAUCUGUACGUGAGCCUCGCCAUCGUCCUCAAAGGCAUCGCCUUCCUCCUCUACGCCACCACGUGGUAUUGCUUACGCAGGAACUACAAGAAGUACAUCAAAAGCCACGAGGGCUACAUGACGCCGACGGACUUCUACCCCUCUCUCACGGAAGGCCCCAAACUAGUGGACAGGACAAAGUUUAUAUAUAACCUAGAGGACCAUGAGUAUUGUGAGAAUAUGGAGUCAGUUUUAUAGGUUGUUAUGCAAAAAAAAAAAAGACAAUGUGGACAUUCUUAUUCUCUCAGAGGAAUAUUUUAUUCUUCUUUUCUUGAAACGUUUUUUGAUAAAAGGCAAUCUAUUUAAGGUCACAGGUGACGUUGCUCCCGACUGCGCUCCGCGUCCUCCGUAAACUUUCAAGGGGUCCAUUUUAGUCGUUUACGUGUCAGCGAGGUGUCGUCCAGUGUUGCCGGUGAAUUCCUGUGUUGACUCGGUGGUAGAAGACAGACUACAGUCCUAGUUGAUUAUUAGAGAGUUGGACAUGAUGCUAUUACACAACUAGUUGCCAUAUUGUUUUUAGGUCUGUCAUGAUUCCAGUGGUCUGUGUGAAAAAUGACAGUUUCCUUUUCAGUCAGUGCACCGUGUGUUCUGUCUGUCGCUCUCUGAAGUGAGGUUUUUAUGCUAAAAAGAUAAAAAACGUUUGGGUGGUUCUUCAGUUAUUCAUAUUUAAAAAGUUGCCAAGUGUUUACAAACUAAUAGUUCAUCGGUUAAUGCAUUUUAUUUCAAUGCAGGAAGGUUUAAAAAGAGAACAGAAACACCUUGACUGGGUUAUUAUAGUGGCCUAUUAGAUGUCAGAAAGUUCCGUCUAAUAACUUAAGGUAGUGUUUUCAUGUCAUCAUACACUGUUCAGUUUCUGGUUCUCUUGCUGGAUCACAGGCACUGUUUUUGAUACUGUUUAGACUAGACGGUGAAGUCUUGUCUCAUAGGUGCAAAUGUGCAAUUCAUAUCUGAUACAUCCAUGUUUGUUCAUGACUAGUUUUGAUUUCAGACUGCAGGUUUGUUUUUUCUUCAUAGCAGUUUGUUUCAUUUCCAUGUUUGUUUUUACGUCUGCAGAGUUUAUUCAGCCUAACGCGUCUUAAUAAGGGAUUAUUCAAAUAAGAAUGUUAAUUAUAUUUUCUUUUGACUUUUGCACCUAUAGUGGAAGAGCAAAGAAGAAACUCAAGAGUAAUAUUUCUAUGUGUUUGGACAUUCAAGUCAAAGAGAUAAGGAGUAAUAUAUUAGUGUCAUUAGGCCCAGAAUGUUUUAUUAGAUUGUAUUUUAAAUUAUAUAUAAUCUAAUUAUCGGAGAUGUGUGUGUGUGUCUGAUGUCACAGAAGAUUUGGGACAAUUCAUAGCGAUGGAAGUGAUAUGUUGCAUUAUUGGGGGCAAACAAAAUAGGCCUGUAAUAUCUGCGAUAAAAGUUACAGAAAUGUUACAGUUUGUUUGUGCAAGGUCAAAUUAAGUGAGCAACACAAAAACACACUGAAUUUAUUCCUGGACAUGUAUUUGAAGAACUCUUUAACGCAACUCGGCACAUACUGUACGACCUGUUACUCUACUGAUCUCUCUGCAUUUACAGUUUUGACAUUGUCCCUUUUCUUACACUUUUUGUAUGGCAACAUAUCGUUUAUUUUACUCUGGAAAUAAAUUAUUUUUCAGAAAAUUAAUUCAA
Molecule: messenger RNA, 3883 nt
Organism: Sebastes umbrosus (honeycomb rockfish)
Lineage: Eukaryota; Metazoa; Chordata; Actinopteri; Perciformes; Sebastidae
Gene: slco3a1
Product: solute carrier organic anion transporter family, member 3A1
Exons: 10
Coding region: 317-2431 (704 amino acids)
Biological process (GO): transmembrane transport; prostaglandin transport; sodium-independent organic anion transport
Cellular component (GO): membrane
Molecular function (GO): protein binding
Source: RefSeq, a predicted model, not a curated record